Molecule: messenger RNA, 855 nt
Organism: Cooperia oncophora
Lineage: Eukaryota; Metazoa; Nematoda; Chromadorea; Rhabditida; Trichostrongylidae
Source: the annotation of a GenBank genome assembly
CUUUGCUUUUACAGGCGUUUAGCUGCAAAAACGGAGUGCACAAAGCGAACAUCACAUGUGAAGUUUUUCUCCGUGUACAUCGACUGUAACCCAGAAAGCGAAAGCACCCUAUGGUCUUGUGACGCUAUCGUUGAAUUCCGCCUGCUCUCGCAACGUCCUGAUGUUCCCCAUUUCUCGCGACAGUUCACUAAUAAGUUCAACUUCAACUCGAAUAACUGGGGAUUUCCAUCGUUCAUGGAGUGGGGAGAUAUUCUCAACGUUGAUAAAGGAUAUGUGAAAGGUGAUCGUGUGGUCGUUGAGGCUCGGAUUACCGUACAGAAAGUUGUUGGAGUGAGGAAAAAUCCUCACUUCGACUUUCUGUCUCAAGAACCUCACACCUCCGAUGCUGUACUUGUUAUUGACGGGGUCAAAUUGCACGUCAGCAAGACGUACCUCUCACUGUACUCGCCAGUGUUCUAUGCGCUGUUCUUCGGUAAAUUCAGUGAAAGAGAUAAACGGGAAAUACCUGUAGAAGACGUGAUACUAGAUGAGUUCGUCGAACUUCUCAACGUCGUCUAUCCUAGCCAUAAGCCAGUCUCCACUGACAAUGUGGAGUUCCUUUUGGAACUGGGCGACAAGUUUGAGAUACAAUUUGUUAUUGACGAAUGUGAGCGCUUCUUAAUGUCCACGGAUGACAUACCUAUCGUCACAAAGCUUGUUUGGGCAGAUCAGUAUUGCCUGGCAAAGUUGCAGGACGCGUGCGUUCGUACGUUCAAAUGUGUGAAUGACAUAAAAGCGUUGAAACUCACCGAAGAAUACAAGAACCUGAGCGAUACAACGAAAGCAGCCUUACUAGAGAAGAUAUUUAAAAUUUGA